CCUUGAGCCAUCGCCGCCACCGGCCCUGUGGUUUCCCUGCCCCUUGCACAGGGGCGGCUCCGGUUAUGUAAUAUCAGCAGCCCCCAGCGAGACAAGGCGGGACACGCACUGUACAGCUCUGGCCACCUGGAGUCUGUGGGACCGACUGCUGCAGCGAUGGAAGCUCCUUGAGGGCCCUUUUCGAGCAGCCCUAGCCCGUCAAGGGAAAACGGCACCCACCGCUUGGAAAACUGGGGGGGUCCUUUCUCCUGCACAUCCCAGAGGAGACCCUUUCCCCUUUUUGCUUCCUCGUCCACCCUCUCCGGCUGCACACCUGGCCCAGGCAGCUAGGAAUUCCUGCAGAUAAUACUGGAUCUCUCCCUAAACCAGCUUCAAAUCGAAUGGGGGAAAAGGACGACCUAACUGCAUUUCAAGCUGUGCAAAAAUCCAGUUUCGAUGCCUCUGAACACCAGAUGCUGUGGAUCAAUAAGAGGAAACAGAGUUGGGCACCCUCGUGGCUUCAUGAAUGUCUAAUCCAGGCAGCUGCACGCUGCAGAUUCACAGAGCCAGCUCUGAGAACUUUGCUGCCACGGCUAAUUUUGGGGGGACCCAGCUGGAGCAGAGGCUGGGCAGGGCCCGGCCUGACAAAAUGCCCCCUUUCCCACCCCAGCAAGGAUGGGCUCGGGGAACCUUCCUCCCCUUGCACAAUCCCCUGGCAGGGGGGGAGCUUGGCCCCCAAGGAGAAAUGGAGCUCACCUGGCAAGAAAUCCUGUCCAUCUCAGAACUGCAGGGCCUUGAGAUGCCAGCUGAAAGCUGCUAUGACCCUGCCUUAUGCAGCCAUGCACAACCAAUGGUGCCACCUCCCAGCUACGGGCCGUGCACAGAGAUGGGGGACUGUUCGAUUUCCUACAGCCAUCCUGCUCCAGCAUACGAGCGCCCCUUCCCAGAAACUCUGCCAGGCCCUUGCACUGUCUACAGCUACACCGGCAUGCUGAUCUCGUCCUCCCUUGAGCCUCCUGGACCUGCCAUUCUGGGCGAAUGUAAAGGGGCACCAGGGAUGGUGCUGGAGAGGGACUUGGCCAGUUGCUAUGGGCCACAAGGCCCUUGCAAGCCCCAAGAGGACUUGGAAUCAGACUCUGGCUUGUCCCUUAACUACAGCGAUGCAGAGUCCCUAGAAGCAGAGGGGCUGGAGAGGGCAGAGUAUGCGCCACUGUACCCCAUGGACCAUGCACCACCCUACCCAAUGUUGCCCCCUGUGCCAGAGUUGCCCUGCGCCAACCCACCCCUGGAACAUUCUUUGGAGAAAGGGCGGAGCCCACGUGGGGAGCUGGUGGGCAGUCGGGACGAGCGGCGGGCCCUUGCCAUGAACAUCCCCUUCCCAGUCGAGAAGAUCAUCAAUCUGCCCGUGGACGACUUCAACGAGCUGGUGACACGCUUCCCGCUGAGCGAGCCUCAGCUGGCUCUGAUCAGAGACAUCCGCCGGCGCGGCAAGAACAAAGUGGCGGCUCAGAAUUGCCGCAAGCGCAAGCUAGAGACCCUGGUUCACUUGGAGCGGGAGCUGGAGGAGCUGAGUUGCGAGCGGCAGCGGCUGCUACAGGACCGAGGAGAGUUUAACAGGACCCUAGCGCUCACCAAGCAAAAGUUGGGGGCUCUCUACCACCAGGUCUUUUGCAUGUUGCGCGACGAAGCUGGCAACACUUACUCCCCUGAAGAGUAUGUGCUGCAGCUCGCGGCAGAUGGCGGAGUCUUCCUAGUACCGCGAAACAACCAGCCAGACAACCCCAGUGACUGAACAGAGCAGAUUCUGGGGGGAGGAAUUGCAGGGAUUGAAUAGACCCAAAAUAAGCAACCCUGCACUAUUUUCAAGGAGACUCAAGGAGCCUCCACCUCAGGCUUUGAGGCUACCCAAACAGAGGAGCAUGGUCUAUUGCAAGCCACAUGGCAAAUGAACGCAUAUACAUAUUUGUAACUGAACAAAUGCAAUUGCUUCUGAACUUAAAAGUGCUUAUGACUGUA
Molecule: messenger RNA, 1995 nt
Organism: Podarcis muralis (Common wall lizard)
Lineage: Eukaryota; Metazoa; Chordata; Lepidosauria; Squamata; Lacertidae
Source: RefSeq, a predicted model, not a curated record